UACCACUUGCAGAAUACAUUAAAUAGGGUUUCACAAUUCCGUUUUGAACAGAAACCCAAAAGGCAGACUUAUGUGUGUAUGUCAUGGAUAUCAAUAGCAACCCUAAGUUCACAAACACCAUUUGGGAGCUUGGCAUGGCCAUGGAUCAAGGCCAUAUCCUCCAUGAUCCUCUCCCUCUUGAAACAUUAAUCUGGCCAAAUUACCCUCCCCCCCAAACCCAUCAUCAAAUAUCCUCUGCAACACCAACCCAAUUACCACCCACUAAUUCUCAUGUCUUCAGCAACCAAACAGUACUGGAAAACCAUCACCAGAUCAUGGAUGCAGAAGUAGAAGUACUAGAAGAACAAGAAGAUCAGGAAGAGCCAGAGGAAGAACUGGGAGCUAUGAAGGAGAUGAUGUACAAGAUCGCCGCGAUGCAACCGGUGGACAUCGAUCCGGCCACAAUCCGGAGGCCGAAAAGGCGAAACGUGAGGAUCAGUGAUGAUCCUCAGAGCGUGGCUGCGCGACACCGAAGAGAGAGGAUAAGCGAGAAGAUAAGGAUUCUCCAGAGACUCGUCCCUGGAGGAACCAAGAUGGACACGGCUUCCAUGCUGGAUGAAGCUACUCGCUACGUUAAGUUCUUGAAGCGACAAAUUCGCCAGCUCCAAUCGAAUCACCACCCACUUGGACGCGUUGCGAAUGGAGAUUGGCCGCAAAACAAAGCGCUUAGUUUCGCCACUGCCUCGUGCUCCAUGGGACCGCCAGGACUUGGCGGGUACGUCUUUGGAGGCGGCAGUGGUGGUGUUGAUCCUACAUGAGGUAAUUAGAGAAUAAAUAAUUAAUGAGGAACUGGGUAGUGAUUAUUGUGUUUUUAACUGGAAUUAAUAAAAACUUGAUAUAUUGCUGUGUAUAUAAGCAGUUUGGAGCCGGGGAAGAAAUUAAUUAAUUUAGAGACAAAUUGUAUUAAGGCCAGGGUUGGUUAAAUUAAGGUGGGAGGGAGUCAUCAGUCAUGUGAAGCUAGCUAGCAAAGGUUUGUUAGGAUUAUGUUGACUAAAGGGCAUCGGAACAAUCAUAACGGUUAGCUGGAGUUACGUACAUGCUUAUAUAUAAAUACUACUAUAUAUAUAUAUCCCUGUGCAGAAGCAGAAGCAGAAGCAGAAGCAGAAUAAUAUAUAAUAAUGAAGGAUAAAGGGAUUACGAGGCCUGACCGGAAAGUUUGUUUGGCCGACACCCUUCCGGGAUUAAAACAGUGACGUGAGGAGCCAUUUGAAUAUGAUUAUACCCCCUCUUUCGUCUCUCUCUCUCUCUCUCU
Messenger RNA from Rhododendron vialii, 1291 nucleotides. RefSeq names its product transcription factor HEC3. Gene Ontology annotation, molecular function: protein dimerization activity; DNA-binding transcription factor activity. Bases 84 to 797 code for a protein of 237 amino acids. Gene Ontology annotation, biological process: regulation of DNA-templated transcription. The transcript has a single exon. The record is from RefSeq and is a predicted model, not a curated record. Lineage: Eukaryota; Viridiplantae; Streptophyta; Magnoliopsida; Ericales; Ericaceae.